AGAACGCCCGGGGAGACUAUGAGAAAGCGCAGCUGCUCCAUUCACCCACAUGGUUCCUCAACCGCACACACAAGCCACUCCAGGGACUUGCACUGGUGCCGUCCACAGCGACCUGUUCCGGGUCCAGCGGGCCGAGUUUUCAGCCGCACGGGCAGUUGAAAAGUUGACUCUUGGAUCCUUGUAUUUAUUGAUUUUCUUUCUUUUUUUGGGGGGGGGGAGUGAAUUGAGCCCGAAAGGUUACGAGCCGAGAGAGAACAGAGACUUGGGAACUUUUGUUGUUGUUGUUGUUGCGAGGCACAAGUUUUAUCAGGCUGUGCGGUAAGAACCAGUGAGGAGCAUUGUUGAUUAUUGUCGGUUUUAGUUUUCGCUUUUUGUUUUUUUUUACGCACUUUUUACACGCAGUUGAGCGGAAGGAUGGUGCAGCAUCAGCAGCACAUGAGCGCUCACGCUCCUUCCCCAGCCGGGGACUCCACAGACACCGGAGAGAUGGACUUGGAGAUGGAUGCGCCUCCCACCCCGGCGGAGCGGAGCGACCUGGCCUGGUGCAAAACCCCGACGGGCCACAUCAAGAGACCCAUGAACGCCUUCAUGGUGUGGUCCCAAAUCGAAAGGAGAAAGAUCAUGGAGCAGUCUCCGGACAUGCACAACGCGGAGAUCUCCAAGCGGCUGGGCAAGCGGUGGAAGCUGCUCAAAGACGCCGACAAGAUUCCCUUCAUCCGGGAGGCGGAGCGGCUGCGGCUCAAACACAUGGCCGACUACCCAGACUACAAGUACCGGCCCAGAAAGAAGGUCAAGUCCGGCAGCGGGGCGAGUAAGCAGCAGGCGGAUCGCGCGGAGAAGAGCUCGGAGCGCGGCAGCAAAGCCAAAAGAAGCCCCGCGGCCAAAGCGGCCAGCAGGACGCACAAGCAGGCCGGCGGCGACCACCAGAGCGUCUUCAAACCCAGGUCAGUGUCUGGGGCCAGGCAGAUCCCCGACGAGCGCACCGCAGAGGCCAAGCGCGGCUUCCCCUCGGCGGGGGCGUGGAGCUCGGAGAGCGGACCUCCCUCCGUGGGGGUCCCGGCCAGUCCCACUCUGAGCAGCUCGGCCGAGUCUGCCGACCCGCUGAGCCUGUACGAGGAGCACAGCCCCGGGGGCGGCGGGUCGUCCCCUACCGCGCGCCUCAGGUACUCCCGCGCGGCCUCGCCCACGCCGUCAGCAUCCCACUCCUCCUCAGUCUCCUCCUCAUCCUCGGACGAGGAGUUUGAAGACGAGCGCCUCGACUUGAACCCGAGCCCCGGCUACGAGGGCAUGUCCCUGGGCGGCAUGGGCUUCUCUGACGCCGAGCUGGACCGGGACUUGGACUGGAGCUUCGGGGAGUGCGGCGCCGGCUCCCACUUCGACUUCCCGGACUAUUGCACGCGGGAGGUGAGCGAGAUGAUCUCAGGAGACUGGCUGGAGUCCACCAUCUCCAACCUGGUGUUCACCUACUGAAACUACAGCCGAGGCGCAGUGGCUGAAGUACCGAGACGAAGCCUCCCGAGUUUUGAACUGCUCAAACCCCCACACCACUCCGCCAACAACGCCCCCCCCCUCCCCCUCUACCCCCCCGAGCCAUUUUCACGGAAUAGAGUGGAAAGAGGAGACAGUGCGUGUGCGCGCGCCACUCACAGACUUGGUGCGUCUGGCGGGAGCGCGCGGGUCGGGGGUGGGGGGGGGGGCGGAUGAAAAAUGCUUAGUUUGCAUUUGGACACGGAGCAGGAGUGAAUGUAAGCAGAAAGAAGUGAAAAGUGACUUCUAAACUAAUCCUCAAGAGGAUGAGAAGUGACAAGAAACUGAACAUUUGUGUUACUUUGGAUGGGGGAAAAGAGACACUUCAGGUGUUUUUAUUUUUUGUUUUGCCCCCCGCCCAAAAAAAAAAAAAAGUAGUUCCAGUAUCAACACGCAUGCUCUCCUAAAUGAGGAGAAUUUAGCUGUUGUUAAAUGUUCAUUGCUGCGUAAUGACGCAACGUGCGAGACCUUCGAUUGGACACAAUUCACGAUCACCAGCUUCUCUUUCAACGGCAGGACUUUAAAAAAAAAAAAAAAAAAAAAAAAAACUGAAUCCAGACUUCGGAAAACCUUUCUCAGCUUUCUUAAAACACUCAGUGCACAAUUCAGGACCAACGCCCCCUUCCCUUCCUUUCCCCAUCCCAGUCUGCAUCCUUUCUGCCUAGUGCUUCAACUUUCUAGUUCCUCGGUGUCAAGAAUGACUUUUUUCUAUUGAUGUAUUUAUACCGGCCAAAAUUUUUUUACACAUAGAAGUAUUGUUCUCGUACAGGUCUUGUUUUUGUGUGUGCGUGCGUGCGCGUGUGUGUACAUACACCUGUCUGUAUCCAGCGCGGAAGGGCUAGAAGUGUCUCUUAUUUAAAGUGUCUGACCGCUCUCACUUUUCGAGUGCGUCAUGAUUUUUUUACUUGUAUUUUUGUACAAAAUCUAUAGAAAGUGGAGGGGGAGUGGCGGUUUGAGGAGGGGGGCGGGGGACGGGGGUGGCGAGCGGGUAGCCCCCGACAUUGUCGUUUGGAUCUUGAUUUAGUGUUAAGACGUGCAGAGAAAGGGGGGUGGGCGGGCUCGGUUGGCACAAUCUGACCUCACACCGUGUUUACAGUAUUUACCCACAUGCUUCUUAAUGGCACAGUGACUCCAGUUUCACCAGCCAAGUAAACAAAGCGCCACGGACAGGCUCCCGUGCAGCCCGAGUGGUGACUCGUCUUACUCCAGUACACAUCGCAGACUUCUAAGGACUGAAAGAUCCCAGAGUGUCACUGUUUAGAUAGAGCUAAUACCUCCGUGUGCUUUUCUUCUUGUUCUUCUUCUUGCUCUUCUGCUCUUACUUUUGAAGAUAAGUUUUAUUUGAACCACUGGAUGGACUUUCACGCUCAUUCCACUUUGCCUAGACUUUGGAGGAAAAGAAGGUGUAUGAAGUGCUUCAUCUGUUCUCGCGCAAACCGCAUCCAAAAUAGUAUUUAACCUUUCUGUACCUGUUGGCUAAGUAUAGCAAAAGGCUAAUUGUUUUUCCUAUAUUAUGGCAUGGCAAAUAGCAUUUGUAUUUCAGAUUCAGGUAUAUGUAGCUAUAGCUGUUGUGUUUAAGAUUUUUAAAAGAAUAAUAACAUGAAGAUAUUUAUGUAAACUGACUGUACUAUAAGCAAAGAUUGUGUGUUUUAUGUAUGAUGAUCAACAACAGGCACUAGGACAGCCAUCUUUGGACACGUUGAAGAUGAUUUUGGUCCGGGAGUUUCUCUUUUUUCCAAGACAUUUUUCUUUUUUUUUUUUUUCAAGUUUUGUUUUGGUUUUUUUGGUUUUUCAUUUGUGCAAUAUGCUGUCUAUGACCAUGUUUUGUCCAAUCAUGCCAAUAUUGUUUUGUUGUUUAUUAUAAGAAAAAAAAAAAGCCAAUUUUUUGGGUCAAUCACUGCCUCUCAGACCUCUGUACAGAUUGUUGUUUUUAAUUUGUAUUUCUUUUCCUCCGUGAAGGAAAUAAAAUCAGC
Molecule: messenger RNA, 3500 nt
Organism: Phycodurus eques (leafy seadragon)
Lineage: Eukaryota; Metazoa; Chordata; Actinopteri; Syngnathiformes; Syngnathidae
Gene: sox4a
Product: SRY-box transcription factor 4a
Exons: 1
Coding region: 415-1470 (351 amino acids)
Biological process (GO): positive regulation of transcription by RNA polymerase II; anatomical structure morphogenesis; cell differentiation
Molecular function (GO): RNA polymerase II cis-regulatory region sequence-specific DNA binding; DNA-binding transcription activator activity, RNA polymerase II-specific
Source: RefSeq, a predicted model, not a curated record